Messenger RNA from Heterotrigona itama, 1312 nucleotides. The record is from the annotation of a GenBank genome assembly. NCBI's taxonomy places the organism in Eukaryota, Metazoa, Arthropoda, Insecta, Hymenoptera, Apidae.
UAUGAAAUCUCCAUAGUAGAUGUUAUGUGGUUAAUGCCUACAUGACAAAUCAUGUUUCGAACUUAAUUAAAAAGUACAAUGCAAAGAUGCAAAAAAUAAAAGACGUAUAGACUUUUAAUAUUGAAGUACGAAUAAAUAUAAAAAAAUAUUUCAAUAUUUCAAUAGAUAAUAUUCUUAUCACAUUUCUGUAGUUAUGAAAAUUUGUUGAUACAUCAUGACUUUUAACUUUUUUGUGUAUCUAUCCCCACUUUGCACGUACGGCGGUGUAACAUUUUAUCCUUAGGAUUAGUUAAGUCAGAUGCCCCGUACAUCGUAGACGUAAUUCACAAGAUUUAUACAACGUGAUUUAUCGAAUUCAUCUAUACUGAAUACAUUUAUUAUAUACAGAAUUCACGAUGUCCACUUCGAACACACCUCUUGUAGAUCCUGAGCUUUUUAAAACUUUUGCAUUUUGGGGCAGUAUACUUGCUAUAAAAUUACUCGCAAUGGCACCAUUAACAGCACGCUACAGAUUUAAAAAUAUGGCAUUUUCAAACAUUGAGGAUACAAAAGGAUUGAAAGGAGCAAAAAUUAAUACCAGUGAUGCAGAAGUUGAACGUGUACGCAGGGCACAUUUAAAUGAUUUAGAAAAUAUUCUUAUAUGGUAUAUCGUUACAUUUGCUUGGUUAACCACAGGACCUUCUGCAUGGUUAGCUACAAUUUUAAUCAGGAGUUUUGUAAUUGCUAGAGUUGGUCACACAAUAUCGUAUGUUAUUUUGUCAAAACAACCUCAUAGAGCACUAGCUUUCUUUAUAGGCUUCCUCAUUACUGUAUAUCAAGCAAUGAGCACUGUGUUGUAUUAUUAUUAAAAUGUUAACAUUCCAGUUUUAUUUUUAUAUAUUCUUUAAUUUUUGUAUAUUCUUUAAUUUUUGUUAACAUUGUAGUUAUUAAUAAAACGUAUUAAAAAGUUAAAUAAUAUUUUAGUUAUUUAAAACUCUAUCUGCAUCGAAAGAACUUAUUUCUUUUACCCUAAUAUCACUGGUUUAAAAAUAAAUUGUAGAUAACUGCUAAUACUGUACCCAUUAUCAUGACUCUCAUUUCGUAUAAUGAUAAUAUAAAGCUUUACAGCAAUUUGUAUGCCAAUGAAAUCAAUAUAAAUUUUUUGCAUUUAAUAUGUUUGAAUUGAUGUAUAAUAUAUUCUUGGAAUAAAUCUUAUUAAUCUAGAUGUAGUUGAUGAAAAUGUCUUUGAACAUAGUUUAAUACCUAACAAAGACAUACUAUUAGAUUAAAGAUUUAAUUUUUACUUUAGGAGCAAUGUUUACUCAAAGUAUAG